AUGGCGGCCGUCGCCGAAUUCCCCGACGAUAACUCCGUCCAUCCCUUAUUACAACGUCCCAGCCCACCGCCCGACCAAAACGACGCCGUUCAACCUUCCCGCCGUCUAGCCACCACUUCCUUCACAGUCGCCGCCGUCGCAUGUCUGUCCCUCCUGCUCCUCGCAUCGCUCACGGCCUACGCCUUCUGGCCGUCGGAUCCGACCCUGACGAUCGUGCGGCUGCGGCUGACCAAAGUGAAGAUCCACACGGUGCCGUUUCCGAUCGUGGACAUAACGGUGCGGGUGACGGUGGAGGUGCGAAACGUCGACGUUUACUCGGUGGGGCUGUCGAGGCUGGACGUGGUGGUGUCCUACAGAGGGAAGAGGCUCGGGGAGGUGACGGCGGCGGGGGAAGGGAGGCCGACGGUGGUGGUGGGGGCGCUUACGACGUCGUAUUUGGAGGCGGAGAUGGAAGUGAACGGGAUCGGCGUUUUGUCGGACGGGUUGUUGCUGAUGAGGGACUUAAAGAGAGGGAAGGUCCCGUUUGGUACGGUGGCGGAAGUUGGUGGGAGGUUGGGUUUCCUCUCUUCUUUUGGAUUCCCUUUCAAGGCAAAAAUGUCAUGUGAAGUGUUGUUGAACACCCACAACGGAACAAUCGUCCGCCAAAGCUGUAACUGAUGAUCACCUGUGCCUACUGCCCAGCCCAGUUCACUUCCAAGUCUUCCAUAUAUUUAUGAUUACUAGAUAGAUGAACCAUGAACUUGGGAAUUGGACCAUGCUUAGAUAGAUGAACCACGUUUGGUGCUAUUGGACCCAUUGACACAAAGUCAUUUAUCUCUGAAACAAGUGAAGGGUAGAGAUCAAAAGCGGUGUCGUUCAACUUAGUGGCAAGACAUUUUAUUAUUUGCUGCCUAGUGUCAUGUGUCGUCUUGUUAUUUAUUAGUUUUCUUAAUUUUGUACAGACUGAUUGAGAAUGAUCAUGUGUGUGUAUAUAUGCCCUUGUGAUCAAGAGUAGGGAUGUCAAUGAAAUCCGGACCCGUGGCUAUCCGAUCCGACCCGAUUAAGACAGAUAAAAUUCGUGUUGACCGGGUUUGGAUUUAACUCGGUGG
Linum tenue is the source of this 1088-nucleotide messenger RNA. The record is from the annotation of a GenBank genome assembly. Lineage: Eukaryota; Viridiplantae; Streptophyta; Magnoliopsida; Malpighiales; Linaceae.